Molecule: messenger RNA, 2407 nt
Organism: Orbicella faveolata
Lineage: Eukaryota; Metazoa; Cnidaria; Anthozoa; Scleractinia; Merulinidae
Biological process (GO): regulation of gene expression
Cellular component (GO): nucleus
Molecular function (GO): protein binding
Source: RefSeq, a predicted model, not a curated record
GAUCAGUCAGAUAAAACUCGUCGGAAUGGUAUGAACUUAUGGCGGACAGUUGAGACGCGGGUGUGGACUGUUGAAGCGAUUCGCUUCCUCCCUGCCACAGUUUUCUCCAUCUGGUAAUGCUAUUGAACGAGAAAGCACUAAUUUGACCAUUUUGAGUUUAUAAAUUGGCUCAGAGCUUUUGAGGUGAUGGCGCGAAUGAAGUCAAGGCCCCAACGCACAACGAAAAGGAAAUCGCAAGAGCGCGGCGUUCGAGAAGGUUUACGAGCAGGGCGGAAAAGUCCGACUGCUAGUAAGCGUGUGAGACUGCAUAGCCCGGAAGAACAGCCAUCGACUUCUUCGAAGAAAGGAAAGAAGAAGAAAGGCAGGCCUUCUCAGAUACAAAAGAAAGAUGCACAUCUCCCCCCUGAAUUACGCAGUGCAGGACUUUUGGCCCACAUGCAUAUUCCAAAGGGAAAGUNCUUUGGACCAUUUAAUGGAAAAAUCAUGGACAGAAGAAAGUCUCCAGACAAAAUGCACUUUUUUGUAUCACAGGUGGAAGAUAAAAACAGCAGAAACAGAUCAUUGAAGUUUUUCUACGCACACAAGAAUGAGAAAGACAAAUGUGGCUGGCUCAGUCGACUUCAGAGUGCAACAUCAGAAGAACAACAGAAUGUUGUGGCUUAUAACUGUUCCACAGGGGUCUGCUUUGAAGCCCUUAAAGACAUAGCGGCAGGGGAGGAGUUGAUGGUGUUGUUUGAUAAAUCAUUUAAAGGGUUAGAAUAUCCAGCUUAUGUUGAAAGCAUACCCGUCUCCUUCAUCACAGAUGAAAGAGGUGGACAGAUAGCAGUGGUGCCACUCGAUAAAGAGGUGGAUCACACUAAAGUAUAUGUUAACCCUAAUGAUGAUGAUAAUGAUGAUAAUAAUGAGGAGGAGGGAGCUGGGAAGGCUGAUGACAAUGAAACAGCUGCACCUUUAGAUGUAGAAGAUGUGGAAAUUAUAGGAAUUGAUGAUGAUGAUGAUGAUGAUGAUGAUGAUAAAAGUGACUUCAAUGUUGAUGAUGAUGAUGAUGAGGGUAAUGACCAUGUUGACGAUGAUGAUGGCGGCGAUGGUGACAAUGACGAUGACAGUGAUGAUGAUUACUGUGAUGAUGAGGAUGAGGAUGACUAUGAUGAUGAUGAUGUUGAUGAUGAUGAUGAUGACAUGGAUGACAGUGAUUAUGAGUUUAUUCCUAAGAGUAACGUGAAGUUAGUGGUGGAGAAUAAAAGCACCGAUGAUGAUACUGUGAUGGGAGAAGGGGAUCAUAGAGAAAAGCAGACAGUUCAUCGCAAAAGAAAGCCCAACAUCAAAGAAAUAGCCAUUGUUGAUGCGGAUAACGGUUCAGACACAACCAAAUUCCAGUGUACCCACUGCCUGGAGGAGUUUAUGCAAAAAGAGAAAGCUCUGCAACAUAGUUCUUCCUUGGAAUGCCUUUCAAGACAGUUCCGAUGUGACACAUGCACUCAAGAGUUCAGAAAUGCUUUUGUACUCCAGAGGCACAGAUGUGGAGGGAAGCCAAAGUGCAAGAUUUGUGACGAAGGGUUUCAGGAGUGGAAACAAUUACAAGAUCACGAGAGUGCUCCACCAGAAGAUCACCAACCAAAGUAACUCAAGUUUUUCUUUAAAUUAGGAUACACUUAACGGCACGCUAACUUUUGUUACUCUGUGUCAAAAUUCUAAGACCUGCCUAACGAAUGGGCGAUUCCAAAAAUCGAACAACAUUUUCCUCAGUUUGGCAUACCAUUUUUUCGUCCUCGACGUAGCAUACCAAGCAGAGUUUCCUUUACGCAAGUCGCGUUAAUUUCCUUCUGCAGGAAGGAUACGGAUUUAAAACGAAACUAAUUCCUUGAGCGCCGGUUCAAAACAUUGGACAAGACGCUGAAAGUUAAGAAGGGACCUUAAGCAAACCACGUCGGCAACGGCGACGAAAACACCACCAAACAAAAGGUUUAAUGAGCAGGUCAAUAGCCGCGCACACUAUGAAUCUUUGAACAUUUCUUUGCUGUCCUCUGCAAAACAACAACGUGAAAUGAUUAAGUUUUGCGUAUUUUGGAGAACGCGAACAACGGCUAAUUUUUCGUAUUUUCUUUUGGAAUUGAAUGCUGGCGUUACAUAUUUACAGCUCGAGCAAUUUCUGAGACCAACAGACACUCUCAACAGAUCUAGAUAAUUGCGAAAUUCGAAGGUAAAAUGUAAGUUCAUGUUUUACUAGGCGUUGUCCUUGGGGUCGCGUCUAAUCUCAGUCGCAUUUGUGCCCAGCUGGUCGUUACCCGUUGUUUUACUGGCGAUAUUAACUUGAUAUGCCACCGAAGUUUCAGUGCCAACGUUAAAUGAUAUGUAUUGGAACCUGUAAGGAGACUUGAUAUUUUAAUCUUGGUUAGCAGUGCUUGAG